UUUUCAUCAUACUUUCAUUUUAUAUCGAGCUAUUUCAACCAUGGUCAAACUAUUUUGCAUUGUUGAUGGAGAAAAGACGCCCUUCACAGCUAUCGUGUCAGAAGAUGCCACUGUAGACGAUCUCAAGAAAGCCAUCUACUCCAAUAUUACUGUGGCCUCAAACAUCAAGCCCAAGGAUCUUCAACUCUGGAGCGUCUCCAUCCCCUUUGGAAACGAGGAUCAGCCAAUUGAAUUAAAGAACCAGGACGACGCCACGAAACUACCUUCAACGAGCAUUCUCUCAGAUGUCUUUAACAAACUGUCUAAAAGAGCUAUACAGGUCAUUGUUGAAGUACCAAUUUCAGAUUUACAGAAACAACUGGAUCUAAAAUUAGAAGAGAUCGCAUAUUUACAGAAACAACUGUCGGAUCUACAAGCUCGACAGGUCGAUCAAACUAAUAAUGAUUUGAGAGCCACAGAGAUAUCGCUUGGGAUUGUGCACAAAAGAGAAGGAAAAAGGAUUGUUUGCCAAUUUAACACUGAUACUCAAACAGCAACUCUUGAGGAACUGCGGCAAGUCCUUCGCCAACAUUUUGAGAAAAUUGAUGAAGACGAAUACGAAUACAUCCAAAUAUAUGUGCAUGAUGGGGUCACCCUGUGUUGUUGAGAAGCAACGAGCAACUGCGUGCUAUUUUGGAAAAAGCUCUGGAUAAAAAGUCUCGAACCCUUUCUAUAUCUUUGGACAGUCCAUCUAAGCAAUUUUCGUCAUGGACCUGGAAUGACGUCGUUGUAGAGUAUAAAGUGGCAGCAUAUCCGGGAGCCCUACCAGAUUUUAAGAUUGAGGUCAGCGAUUUGACAAUUGAAGAAGCGAAUAUGCUCGAUCAAGUUGUGAAACAGUGUCUCUCAGGAACAAUGUCUAUAUGUUCGACCCAAGUGCAAAUGAGGCUACAAGGUCAACAAUCAUCGAUACUAUAAUGGUUGGAGCAAUGGAGUUUUCUUUAAGUCAGAAAUGUUUUCUGGCGCAACAACAUA
Molecule: messenger RNA, 1011 nt
Organism: Lobosporangium transversale
Lineage: Eukaryota; Fungi; Mortierellomycota; Mortierellomycetes; Mortierellales; Mortierellaceae
Exons: 3
Coding region: 41-646 (201 amino acids)
Source: RefSeq, a predicted model, not a curated record